Aspergillus novofumigatus IBT 16806 is the source of this 727-nucleotide messenger RNA. RefSeq lists its product as uncharacterized. The record is from RefSeq and is a predicted model, not a curated record. Bases 204 to 365 code for a protein of 53 amino acids. Lineage: Eukaryota; Fungi; Ascomycota; Eurotiomycetes; Eurotiales; Aspergillaceae. The transcript has a single exon.
GAGAGAGAGAAACCAAAAAGGAAAACAAAGCUUUCUUUUUCUUCAUUUAAAGGAAAACAAAUGGCAUGGCGCUUUUGUGUGAUAUGAGUCUUGGAAAUUUUUUUUUCUCUUUUUUAACCACCGCUCUACGGAGUUCUCUUCCUCUCUCCAUCAUCAUAUCGCAUCCGACUGCUCCCCUCCAUUCUGACCAGAAGACUGUCCGGAUGUCCCUGAUUCCCUUCUCCCCAUACCCCUCGGUUCAACCUCGGUCCGAUCAAAGCUGUUUAUCUAAUGUCGUCACGUCACCUGAAUAUCAGAUUCCCGGUUCGGUCUACUACCUUACUCUUCAGAUGUCUGAGAUGAAGUUGGUGUUAUCCACUUUGUAGCAUUAUCCCGCAUCCCAUAUCGCGACUACUCAGAUCCUUUUUCUGUCUACCUACGUGAUCAGGUCUCCGUCGUUUCCGCAUAGCCUUAUAAAACCCUUGCCUUCCUGCAGCGGUGUGUAAAUCUGUAGCUGUUGCUUGUCACUUUUACUUAAUUAUUGUAUCGGAUGGAAUGGAAGGAGGAUGUUCGAUUCGUUAUUUGCAUUAUUGGAAAGUUGAGCUGUGUUGGUCCUGGAGUUGCGGUGGAUAUAUAUUUCUUUGAGGUGGACUCAUAGUUCACUGCGGAGCGAAGUGUAGGAUGUCUGAUAUAAACAACGCCGGAAGGAGGAGUCACGGUCCCCUCGAGCCCCAUGAUUUUUAAGAAG